Molecule: messenger RNA, 2317 nt
Organism: Neodiprion virginianus
Lineage: Eukaryota; Metazoa; Arthropoda; Insecta; Hymenoptera; Diprionidae
Exons: 3
Coding region: 245-1495 (416 amino acids)
Biological process (GO): transcription by RNA polymerase III
Cellular component (GO): transcription factor TFIIIC complex
Source: RefSeq, a predicted model, not a curated record
CGGUCAACGCUGCGUUACGGCGAACGUUCCGUAUUCUAUUCCUUUUCACAGCGUGCCAGCGUUAAUUUUCAAAUAGCGGUAUUUUCAUUUUUUCAUCCUGUUUUAUUCGUGCGUUGAUAUUGAAAUGUACGGUUUGAGUUGAGAUCAGCAUUUUCUGAUUAUCUCAGCGGUAUUGAGGUGAUCAAAAUCUGAUACUUCUUUUAGUUGAUGUUAGAACGAAUUAUAAUAGGAAAAUAGGUUAGACAUGUCGGAUGAUGAAAGUUGCUUGUCCGAAGAUGAAAGUGAAGUACUGGUGUACGUCGAAUGUGAGGGAUACGUUGACGGCAGCAUAUUUAAAAAUGACAAACUUCAACUCGACAUUAUCGGCAUUGACUCCGACCAUCCGAUCAUGCAAAUCAACGGAAAGUUUUAUGAAGGCACGUAUCACGAUGCGGCGGGAACUUACAUGUUCUUUGAAAGAGAUGAAGCACCAGUUGUAGAUGAUCCUGCCUUUGAAACACCCGCAACAUUGAAAUAUUUUGCCAAAACUAGGAAGCUGUUGAAAAUGGAGAGAGUAUUCACCAUGCAAAGAACUGAGGUCUUAGGAGACUCGGAUCAUUUGCACUAUCUGCCUAAUAUAAGUACCAUCAAAGAGGCUGGUGUUCCGCCAAAGUAUCAAGACGAUGCUUUGCAAUUCUGGGAGAGGAUGCGAGAUGAUAGAAUGGAAGCAUUAAAAAUUUACUUAGAAAAGCAAGAAAUCAGAGAUGAAAAACGGUUGAAAGGAAUUGAACUUGACUCAGAAUCAGAUGAUGACAAUCCGUUUGCUAUGUAUAAGUCAAAAAGUAUGAAAGGCGCAAACAGUGCACCUUCACAAUCCAAGCCUCAACAUACCACCUCAAACUUUGCUGCAGAUAUCUCUGAAUCCGAAGACAUUGAUAUUUCAAAUAUAUUGAAUAAAGUAAUGAAAUUAGACUCGAGUGUAGACGCAGCUGAAGAAGGUUGGAAGAUAAAGCCUGGUGAAAAAUUGACGGUAAUAGAUCCUGGCCCUUCGACUUCUAAACAAACUCAUCUUGACAUGCCGUUGUUGGCUUCUAUGAAAAAAAGGAAGUCGUCAUCCAAAGCAAUGUCCAAAUCAAAGUCAAAAGUUGUAUUUAAAAAACCGAACAGAAGAGCUCCUAAAUCAAAAAAAUCUCAAACAACAAUCCACAGCUCAGAUGAAACGAGUAAAGUUAGUUCAUUAGUGGUAGAGUCGGACUUUGACGAAAUUCGAGUUCCAGUAAAAUUGGAGGUACCGGACAAAGAAGAUAAUAGUGAUGAAAAAACUUUAGGAGCAGCUGAUGAAGCAAGUAUGAGUAGAAAGUCGGUUAGUUCAAUGUCAAAGAGAUUAGAAAAACAAGCAAAACGUGAAGCUAAAAUGAAAGAAAUUUCAAGAAGGCUCAAGGCACACAAAGAUGAGUUCCUCAAGUCCCAGCAUCAUGUUAAUGCACGUCAAGAUUCGGGAAGCAAGACACAUUGAAAUAGCUUUCAUCACUGUUACAUGAUGUUAUCAUAACAAUUUAAAUAUUGAUCAUCAUUGUGCCAGGACUUGCAAAAGUAAAGUGCUCAGCAAAUGAAACUGUUGUGGGUUGAAAGAAUUUGGAGACCAGAUUUUCAUGAAGUUGUGAAUAUGUCGAUUGUAAUGGUAGUAAAAAUAGUUUCAGAAGUAUUUCGUAAGGAAAAUCUCAAUUCAAAAGUAUUACGACAUAUGGGCUCUUUCGCAACUAAUUAUUCUGUCGCGUUCUUCAAGUAAUAGAUAAAUGCAUUGGCAUCAAUUCUAGUCGUUCCUCAUCGACUCAAAUCAAACUCGCUCUCUAAUCUCGCAAAUUCUCGCAGUUGAUACUGGACAAUUACUUUUCAGAGUAAUUGUUAAUAAUUAUACAUAUUUUUCAAAGCAAGACGUAGUGUUUUGGUGUGCGUAUAAGUAUAAGGGUAAAUGUAUCUUAUUUAAACAAGAAUCAUAUCAUUAACAAAUGAUGUAAUAUAUUUUUUCAUUUUUGUAAUAUACAAAUUAUGGAGUACAAAUUACGUAACAUUAAACGUAAUCACAAAGUUUACAAAAGUAUGGUUCUAGAAGUAAUUUACAAUGUAUUAGUAAACAUGUGUAUGUUACAUAAAGGUUGCUAAUAUCAUAGCGCAGAAUAAUUGAUACAAAACAGUACAUUCAAUCAGAUCGAAUGAGAUCACUACAGUAUGACAAUAUAUCUUUCUUAAUUCUACAAUUAAAUUAAAUAGUCAAUUUUAUCUACAUUCUAAAUGAUAUAUUUUACGCAGCGUGUUACAUCUGCUUGCUUAAUGAUUA